AAGCCAUCGAGCUUUCAGACUUAUUUUGAAAAGCGUCCAUGUCAUGGCAUUUUCCCCGCACGUCCUGGUAAACACCUCUGACAUGAUCUUGUAGUUUUUUUUCUCUAUCUCAGUAUCAAGAGAGAGAGAAGUUAAAAUGACCAAUCCACUGAGAGGAGAGGUGAUCAGAUUGUACAAAAAUCUUUUGUAUCUUGGACGGGAAUAUCCAAAAGGCACUGCAUACUUCAGGGAGCGUCUGAAAGCCGCUUUCAUGAAGAACAAAGAUGUCACAGAUCCUGAGAAAAUCCAAAAGCUGAUUGACCGUGGAGAUUUUGUGAUCAAAGAACUCGAGGCACUUUACUUCCUCAGGAAAUACAGAGCAAUGAAGAAACGCUAUUACGAACCAGAGCAUUAAUCAACAAUGUUUUCUGUCACAAGUGCCAGACUAUAUAUAUGUAUCAAAAGUUUUUGAAUAUCUGUAUCUGAUGUGUUGCACUAUGACUGAUUUGGACAUAAACGUUUAUUUUUAUUACUACAUCUUUGUUACAUUUACAAUUUAGCUGUUAAUUGUAAUGAAAGUGACAUGUUUCUUAGGUAUGUAUGCAUGCAUGUUUAUUUAAAGACCUUCAGUUUAAUGGUGUUUGAGUAGAUAACUCUACUUCACAGAAAGCAAAGUUAGUUUUUCCAAAGGAUUUCUCCAGCUCCUGCACCAGGUCAAGAUUACCCGACCUACUGGAAACCUUUUAAUGCAAAUAAUUGAAAAUUGAAAAAGUUAUGGAAAUAUAUAUGUCAAUUUA
This is a messenger RNA of Ctenopharyngodon idella (grass carp), 776 nucleotides long. RefSeq names its product LYR motif containing 5a (gene lyrm5a). The record is from RefSeq and is a predicted model, not a curated record. Gene Ontology annotation, cellular component: mitochondrion. NCBI's taxonomy places the organism in Eukaryota, Metazoa, Chordata, Actinopteri, Cypriniformes, Xenocyprididae. Gene Ontology annotation, biological process: respiratory electron transport chain. The coding region runs from base 137 to 394 and encodes 85 amino acids. The transcript is spliced from 3 exons.